GUGCUCGCCAUCGCGGCGACCGCGUGCUGGUCAGAGGCCAAGGUCAGCAAGGCGAUUGGCGACAAGCCCCAGGGGCAGGACAACGACAGCACCACUGUAGGGAAUGUGACCAACGCGACCUGGACUCUGACUACGGAGAACGUCACACCGGAGGACACACCUACUUGGGGUGUCACGCGUGUUGCCUGCUCGGCUUGUUGCGCGACUGGGGCGCUCUACGAGUGCCGGGUGUGCCCUAUGGGAACGUGCCCGUCUUGCGCUCGAGGGUUGCAGUGCUCGAGGUACUAUCGCGGCGUGAGUGAUCACAAGACGGGAGUAGGCAACGGCGCGGAGUUCGCGGUACAGCACCAAUCAUGGAGGAUAUUCCGCAAUGGCACCGUCGCGCAGAAGAAGGUCGGGUUGAGUACCCUUGUCGAGUACUGCGGCGAGCCGAACAGCCUCAUGUCGGAGCUCUGGCAAGCUCAGGGAGGAGCUGCACACCGCCUCGGAUUUGCCGAGGACGGUCUUCGAGUCCGACGUCGCGCGGCUAAGGCUGGCGAUCUACUCGAGCAGGCAGCACGGCCCCGAGCUGGGCGUGCCGACGUUCUCUGGGGCAGUCUGCUCUGCAGUCCCUGGACGGCGCUACAGCAUUUCAUGAAGAAUAAUACCCAGCUGGCAGUCGGCCGCGCGGAGAGCCGGCAGAUGGUCAAGCUAUUUACCAAGGAGGCUCAGCGCGAGCUGGAGGUUGGCGUGAUCGUUGCGUUCGAGUGGCCCGUCAUUUGCCACGGGGGGAAGCAGCCCGAGGUCCAGGUGCUAGAGAGGAUCUUGCCAUACGAGUGCCUGUUCGAUGGGUGCGCCUACGGUCUCAUGGACGAUAGGACUGGCAAGACCAUCGAGCAGCCCUGGAAGGUGAUCACCAACCAUCGGCCGCUGCAGAAGCUCUUGAACCGAAGGUGCUCCCAAGACCAAGAGCGCCUCCAAGGGCGAGAGUUCAACAGGAGGACGUCCAAGGAGACGGGGCUCUACACCAAGGAGCUGUGCGGGGCCGCGAUCAGGGGCUUCAUGAGGGGCAUCGCCGACGUCAACUACGCGCUGGUCACGCUGCUCAGCGACGUCGAGAAUGAGGGCGCGGAUAAGGAGCCUCAGGGUAUACUGGCCAGCCUGGAGUCUGAGCAGCGUCUUACUCUCACGAGGGCUGUGGCUAAGAUGCGCGCCAACCUGGGGCAUCCAGGCAAUCGGGGCACCGAUAUGGUGUUCCUCAACCAGAUCGACAUGGUCGUUGUCCCGGCCACCUCCCGCAAUCCCGCCAACCGACCAACCCCUGGCUGCUCGCGCUCGGCGUUCCGAACGUCGCGAUGGCGGACAUCGGAGGUGCUCGAGCGCGAAGUCAAGGAGGAGCUGGAGACCAUGGGCUCGAGGAUAGUCUCGAGCGCACUCUACAGCCCGACGCAGAACGCCAUCUGCGAGAGGCAUGACCAGACCGGGAUGGCGCACGCCCGCCCCUUGAUCUCGGAGUUGUUCCUCGCCUUCAAGGAGGCAGACCAGGUCAAGUGGCUCAUGGCGGCGAUCAACUACGCGGUGAACUCUGCAGUGGGCACGUUGCACCAGCGGGUGCUAGACGACGACGAGCCGAGCUUCAGGCAGCGUGUCGGACUACUCAGCGCAGCGAAGCGCUCGGUGGCCACGUUUGAUGCCCACAACAUGAUCAGCGAGGCAUUCCUCGCCAAGGGCAGACUACAGCUACGACGCCAGCGGCUUCGACGUACCGGCGACCAGGUGCACGACUGCAGAGGACUGGGCGAGGCCCGUGCCAAGAAGCACUUGGCAGCGCGCUGGCACGGGCCAGCGGUGGCCAUUGGGCAUGAGUCCAACAGCGCGUGGCUGGCGCAUCGCAACCUCACGAUCAAGGCAUCGGCGCGGCAUGUCAGAGCCGCGGGGGCGUCGGAGCUGGUCGACUGGAAGGGCGUCUCUAAGC
This is a messenger RNA of Prorocentrum cordatum, 1954 nucleotides long. Lineage: Eukaryota; Dinophyceae; Prorocentrales; Prorocentraceae. The record is from the annotation of a GenBank genome assembly.